Messenger RNA from Polychytrium aggregatum, 1015 nucleotides. RefSeq lists its product as uncharacterized. The record is from RefSeq and is a predicted model, not a curated record. The transcript is spliced from 2 exons. Lineage: Eukaryota; Fungi; Chytridiomycota; Chytridiomycetes; Polychytriales. The coding region runs from base 379 to 807 and encodes 142 amino acids.
GUCCCGUUUUUUAUUGGAUUGCCUGUAAUAGCGGAUCGGCGCAAGACGUAGUCAUGGGGGCUCUCGGGCAUGCUGGAUAGUGCCGUCCCAGGGCCAUGUAGCCCUGCUGAUGCCAGCAUCAGGACCCAGCCGCUGUUCGCAGUCCUGGCGAUCCAGCCGGUGCCGAUACGACGGGCUCCAUAAGCCGCCUUGGAUCGUCCCGCGCUCGAAAGGUCGGCUGCGUCCUGCUUGGUCUCUGAUCUCUCCUCCUCGGGCUCGUUCCGCCUGAUCGACGACACUCGCCCAGUCGCCAGGCCUCAAAUCAACAUCAACAUCAACAUCGUCAGCAGCAGCAUCAAAACACCCCGGCAGUCCCAUCGCAACCGCCACAUCACAGCCAUGCCCAGCUCCUCAACGGCGACCGGCUCAUCGCCUCGCAAGACCGAGACAACCAUCCGGCGCCUUGCCGAGAAGGUCUUCUGGAUAGCAGCAGCGCUCGUACUGGGAUACUACACCGAGCUACCGAAUGCGCUGCUCGAAUAUGGAUAUGGCUGGCCGAUCUACGUUUCCAUGCUGUGCCUCACUGGCAUCGGUGGCAUCUUUGCCUACCUUACCUUCUACCUCCCCUAUUUCACCCUCGACCGAACCCGGAUCAACCUGAGCAACUGGGAGAGGGAGGCCCCGAGGUCGAUCCAAACAGCAACGGUGCUGGGACUCACGUUGACCGUCUGUGUCAACGUCUGGCUCUGGCCAGCAUUUGGCAUCCUGACGCCCGUCAUUCUCUUUGUGGAAUUUCUGGGGUUUAUAUGCCUCCUCGCCAUGUUCUGAGACAAAUGGAUCCUGGCAGCAACAGGCUGCCGUAGCCAGUGCAGCGCCGGGUCAUAUCGGAUCAUAGAAGGCGGUCGUCAGACCUGGCGGCCGAGCAUGAUACUCCAAAGGGGCUGGGCCAUCUCGUUUGUGGCAAGGGCGGUCGCUCCAUUCCAUAUCGUGAAUAUACAUGGCGACCCUGUGGAGUCGGCACCACUUCUCAAUGUCA